GCCUUUACCUCUCCCUCUCCUCUCUCUCUCUUUCCCACUUGACAACCAUAAAAGCCUCUCUCUCCCAAGUCCCACUUUCCAUUGCCCAAUUAAGCCCCAGAGAAAGAAACGAAAACAGAGAAAGAUCGAAACUUUGAUUGCCCCUGCCCCCUUCUUCUUCUCCCCCGAGCUCCAAACCAGCAGAAAAAAGAAGACUUUUGGUUUUGGCAUUGUCGUCCUUAUACGACCUCCAAAAAAACCCACCUUCCUUUCAGUUCGUUGCUGGCUUUUCAAUACCCAGAAAAAAGGAGAAGAAGCCAUAACAGAAAGGAGAAGCCAAUAGGAAGAAUGGGGUUCAGAUUCUUCUGCUAAGGGUAUGUUUGUUUGCUUGCUGUUCUGUUUUCACCUAAGCCCAUUUCCCCUUGUGAAUUUUUUUCGAAUCAGAGAAGGGAAAGUGAAGUGGGUACCUCCUCUGACGCACAGUCUCACUUCCCUUUCAAACAAAAAAGGAAAGAGGGAAAACAAAAAAUUUGACUGUCACUGAUUCAAUCCUCGCUCCACCAUCCACAACAACAGCUCUCUGUUCUGUACCCAACAAACUCUCUGCAAAAAAAAUUUCCCCCUUCUUCCUUCCUUUGUCCUUAUUCCCAAUUCUUCCUUCCCAUUUCUCUGUGAUUUCAAACCCCAGAAAGAGAUUAGAUACCCGCUUACUUGUUCUUCUUAUCCCCACAUGUGCUCUGUUCUUCACUGCUCUUCUUCUUCUCUCGUCCUUUCCACUCUCUGAGACUCUGUUUUUAUUUUGGAGCUGAAAAGAAUGGAGAGACCUUCAACGAUAACCACGUUGACGACUAGAAGGUCGAAGUGGAAAUACACACAGCCACCGCCGACUCCACGAAUCCUGCACCUGCCUCGGAGGCCUCUUCGCCGGAAAGUUGCACCGCCGGCGGCUCCGGCGCCAUCGAAACCGAAGGUGGACAGGAGAGGGAAGCUGGAGUCUCUGUUUGAUCAGGAGAGGGAGUUCUCCAGAGGAGCUCUGCCAAUUCUAAUGGUGAGGGAUGAAGUAGUGGGAAUGGAGAAGAGGAGGGAGAGGGUUGAAGAGAGAGACAGCACGGUGACGGCAGCGGCGGCGGUGGUGGAGGAUGAGAAGUGGAGGUUUCAGGCGGAGAUGCUGAGGGCGGAGUGUAAUGUGCUGAGGAUGGAAAAGGAGAUUGCUUUGAAGAAAGUGGAGAGGAGGAAGGUUAGGAUGCAGAGGACUCUGCAGUCUGCUGUUCAAACUCUGCUCUCUGGGAGGGAAAGGAUUAGCAAUGGGGAGAACGGAACAAUUGAAUUGGAAGAAGAAAUUUUGCAUUUGGCAGAGAAGAUUGAGAAGCUACAGAGCAGAUCAAGCACAAGGAGCAAAGAAUCCAACUCCAACGGUGCCAUCAAGAGCAGCAAUUUCGACAAGCGAAUUGCGCGGAUUCAGGAAAUGGCUGAAGCGAGCUUGUCGAUCAGAAGCACUGAUGCGGAUUUCGUCUCACAAGCAAACUGCAAUGUCGUGCAGAUUGAGAUACUGAGGAGGAAAAUGGAACGGUUAUCGAGAGGAACAUUGUUAGAGAGGAUGGAAGACGAGUAUGGAUCGAUGCUUUCGACGGCCAGCAACUCUGCAGCCAGCUCUGCCUCCAAUUCCAAGAGGAUUGAGCUUCCUAAAAUGUCUAUGGCUUCUGUUAGACAUCCGUACAAGGAGAAGAAGACCAGGGAAGAACAGCAGCAGCAGCAGCAAGCAUGUACAGGAAGUUGCAAGGCGAUCGUGAGGCGAGUGAUGGAGCAAGUUAGAGCCGAGACAGAGCAAUGGUCGCAAAUGCAAGCGAUGCUGGGGCAGGUUAGGGACGAGAUGGAAGGGCUUCAAGCUUCGAGACAGUUCUGGGAAGAUAGAGCACUCGAAGCUGAUUCGAAGCUCCAGUCUCUACAUUCAUCUGAACAAGAGUGGAGACAGAAAGCCGGUUGCUUGGAGGACAGAUCGAAGGAGCUCGAAGAGCAAGUUUCCGAGCUUCAGAAGGAGAUCGAGAGGCUAAAGAAGGAAACAACUAGAGAUAAUAGAGCCAUCGGACGAAGAAAUUUACCAUUACAAACUCCCAGUGAGACAGAGAAGCGAGUUCUGGUAUGCCGGAUGAAGGAGAAUCGACACCACGAGCACCAACAAUUCAGGCUGAAGGACGCGUUGAGGGAAGAGAGAAGGAAGUCGAUCUCAACAGGCAUUGGUGGCGGCGGGCUCAAGAGAUCACCAUUCAAAGAUGUUGGCAACUCAGUACCAUUGCCAUUGCCAAAGCAACCGUUGUGGCUGUAGAAAACCUUGCAAAUGAAAGUCUUUUCUUUUCCAUAUGUGCAUAUACAAAAAGAAGAUUAGUAUUAGCAGAGCGCUUUUUUGCUCUUUCGGAGACCAAUAACACAACAUGUCAAUGAGAAAACCAGUUUGCUCUCCCAAACAGGAGACUUAAUCAAAUCGAAAUAUCAAAGCCGAAUAAUAACAUAGCUAAGGACUAAUCCAUACCGAUCCCGAAAAAACCGAGAGAGUUUUCCUAAGUAUUUACAUAUAGGUAGAACUUAGCUUGGUAUCACAAGCUCCAAAGGUUAGGCUAGGAGCAGAGCUGUCCCAUGUUGUCAUUGGGAGAGAAAUAGAACUACUACUAUCACCGUGGUGCUGUUGUGGAUAGCUAGUCAAGUGGUCAUCGACGGCGACAACAUGAUCAU
This is a messenger RNA of Linum tenue, 2706 nucleotides long. The record is from the annotation of a GenBank genome assembly. NCBI's taxonomy places the organism in Eukaryota, Viridiplantae, Streptophyta, Magnoliopsida, Malpighiales, Linaceae.